Ornithodoros turicata is the source of this 1728-nucleotide messenger RNA. RefSeq lists its product as uncharacterized. The transcript has a single exon. Lineage: Eukaryota; Metazoa; Arthropoda; Arachnida; Ixodida; Argasidae. Gene Ontology annotation, biological process: DNA integration. Bases 1 to 1728 code for a protein of 575 amino acids. Gene Ontology annotation, molecular function: nucleic acid binding. The record is from RefSeq and is a predicted model, not a curated record.
AUGUUCGACCCGAACUUGCCGGUCGUCGUGACCACUGAUGCCUCCGACUGUGGUCUGGGAGCCGUGUUACAGCAACGAAGUGAAGAAGGGUUACAGACUGUUGCCUUUGCAUCUCGCACGCUUUCUUCCGCUGAACGUAAAUACUCCGUCGGUGAAAAAGAAGCAUUGGCGUGGCUAUUUGCGUGCGAACAAUGGCACGUGUACCUGUGGGGGAGACGAUUUUUAUUACGAACUGACCACCAAGCUCUGGUAACCUUACUAUCAUCUGGUGGGUCCGGCCGGCGACCAGUCCGCAUUUCGAGAUGGACAGCGAGACUGCUUUACUACAAGUUCGAAGUCCAGUACCAGCGUGGAUCUGAUAACGUGGUAGCAGAUGCCCUUUCGAGACUACCUGCUUCAGCUACGCAAGCUCCCAAUCUUCAAGAAGAAAUUAUUGCUACAAUAUCCGCAUACAUUUCCAAAGACGAGGUGCAGAAGAGCGUUGAAGAUGAUCAUGUACUUCAGAAAGUAAUGGAAUUUGUGACUACCGGGUGGCCAGGAAAGAAAGAAGUGACGAAGGAGCUAUGGCCAUUUUACCAUGUCAAAGCUGAACUGUCUGUAGUGGACGGCCUCUUGCUCAGGGACAACAAAGUUGUUAUACCAGAAGCAUUAACUUCAACGUUUGUGGAAUUUGCACACGACAGUCACCAAGGGAUCGUGCGAACUAAGCAAAGACUACGUAACAAUUUUUGGUGGCCGAAAAUGGAUAGCCAAGUAGAAGCUGCGGUGAGAAAUUGUUUGGUGUGUCAGUCAUGCGACAAAACGGCCAAACCGUCAUUUAUGCCGAUGCAACCAGUCCCCUUCCCAGAGGAGCCAUGGGAGCAAGUAGCCAUGGACAUCGUGGGUCCAUUUCACAACGCUCCUCCAGGCUGCAAGUUCGCAAUAACCCUCGUCGACUACCAUUCGAAGUGGCCAGAAGUGGGUUUAACGGAUUCCGUCACCUCUCGUACAGUAAUGGACUUUCUUCUGGCUAUAUUCAGCAGGGAAGGCUACCCUGCGACCGUGCUGACCGACAACAGGCCCCAAUUUAAGUCCAAAGCGUUCGAAAACUUCUUAUCAGAGAGGGGUAUCAGGCACAAUACGUCCUCGCUCUACUACCCGCAGGCGAACGGCCUCGUUGAGAGAUUUAAUAGAGUACUAAAGGAUUUUGUUCAAAUUGCGCUUCUGGAGAGUAGACCGUUGAAAAGCGCCAUUCUCAACUACCUUGCCUCAUAUAGAUGUACCCCACAUGCUACAACUGGGGCCUCCCCUGCCAUGUUACUACAUGGACGGCAGCCAAGGACGAAAGUUGACAUUGUAGGCCUACCAUCCGGGAAACUUCAUCCAAAGCCAGCGCCAACAAAGGAAGUUCUACGAAAGCACGUAGAAGGAAAGCAAAGUUAUUCUAAGAGAUACACAGACGCACACAGGAGUGUGAAGAAACCGAUAUUUAAAGAAGGAGACUGCGUGAGAGUGAGGAAAUCGAUUCCGCAAGGGAAAGGCGCCUUGUCAUACACAAGGCCUCUAAAAAUUGUCAAGCAGAAAGGGGUUGGAACGUUUGUGCUCGAAGAUGGGCGUACAUGGAAUGCAUCAAAGUUGGUUGCUGCUUCACACAUAACGCAACCAGUGGAACAAGACCGUUCAGGACCACAUUUUUGGCACUUGCGUGAUCUGCAUCGGCGAAACAUCCGACCAUCACGUUAUCUGUAA